AUGGCAAAGUGCAAGAAGACGAUGCAUGACAACUAUGCUGUUUAUGUCGACAGAGUAGUCAAGAAGUAUGGCCAAAAAGAAAUUUUGUCAGGAAUAUCCAUGAAAGUGGAGAGGGGAGUUAUAUACGGCUUAUUAGGUUCAAGUGGAUGUGGAAAGACAACCUUGCUCAACAGUAUUGUUGGUCGCAAUAAAAUCGAUGGGGGUGAAGUAUGGGUCCUAGGAGGAAAACCAGGGGAACCUGGCAGCGGUAUACCAGGCCCAAGGGUGGGUUACAUGCCUCAAAUAGCCUUGAUGCGAGAUGGAAUUCUUUUAACUGAAGAAUCUCCAACACGAUUGCUUACUUUGUUCAACAGCGAGACACUGGAAGAAGUUUUUCUGCAGCUGAGCAAACAACAAGAAGAAGGAAGACUAACAGGACUACCUGAACUAAUCGAAGACGCGCAGAAUGGUCAACAAAAUUUUGAUAUCUUGAGCAAUACAUCUAUAAAUGAAAUUGUUCGUGAAUCUACAGAAGUAUUAACAAAAAAGGCAAUUCUCAAAACCAAAGGGGCAUUAAGCAGAAGUAGAAUGAAAGCCUUGUUGGAUAAAAAUUGGAAGCAGUUUUACCGAAAUGUUACGGGUGUUUUAUUUUUACUAACUUUUCCAAUACUAGAAGUGAUUAUAUUCAUGGGUGUGGUUGGAGGAGACGCAUUAGAUACACCACUAGGCAUUGUCAACAACGAAGCAAUGACGAUCACUUGCCCUAAUUUCUCUAAAAAUGGAACUGCUUUUGUUGCAGCAGACAGAUCGUGUCACUUUAAGAAUUUAAGCUGUAGAUUUUUGGCGUAUUUGGAUGAUCCAAUGAUUAAGAAGAUUCAGUACAAUAGUUUGGAGAAAGCCAAGGAUGCUGUAGUACAUGGACAGAUUGUUGGUGCUAUGUAUAUGGAUUUCAAUUUUACGUCUAAUUUAAAAGAGAGAAUAGAAAAUGGAAGGGAUGCUGAUAGUGAAACUAUUUCGUUAAGUGAGAUAAAAGUGUGGAUGGAUAUGUCUAGUAAGACUAUGUUCUUUAUGGGAUCAAUGAUGACUUCUCAAAUAAUAAUAACAGAUCGACAUGAUGGAGUUUGGGAUAGAUCUAUCGUUGCAGGAGUAACUUCCCUAGAGAUAACUUUGACCCAUAUAGUCCUACAAGCUUCCGUUUGUGUUAUACAAGCUGCAGAAGCCUUAUUUGUAGCGUAUCUAUAUUACAAACAUGCAUUUAUGGGCAACUUGGUUUUGAUGUACGCUUUAAUAUAUUUGUCAGGGAUUUGUGGAAUAUCUUAUGGAUUUUGGAUCUCGGUAGUAAGCGUUAACCAUUUAGUAGCCAAUUUGGUAAUUACUGGGAUGUUUUUCCCCAUGAUGUCAUUAUGUGGUUUGAUGUGGCCUAUUGAAGGAAUGCCCCCGGCAUUAAGAUUCAUUUCCAAAUGUACGCCAGUAACAAUACCAAUAGAAUCAUUUAGAAACGUUUUCAAAAAGGGUUGGUCUUUAGAGAACUUCGAGGUGUAUAAUGGAGUUUGUGUUGCGUUGAUUUGGACAUAUGGAUUAUUGGGUGCAAGUGGCUGUGGAAAAACUACAUUGCUAAAAGCAGUAGUUGGUACUUCUAAGAUAGAUAGCGGAGAAAUCAAUGUAUUAGGACAAUUAAUCAGCGAAGGAAAUAGUGAAUUUCCAGUUGCAAAACUUGGUUACAUGCCACAGGUAAGAGAAUUAUUUAAUAUUAUUGAAUAA
Molecule: messenger RNA, 1740 nt
Organism: Diabrotica balteata
Lineage: Eukaryota; Metazoa; Arthropoda; Insecta; Coleoptera; Chrysomelidae
Source: the annotation of a GenBank genome assembly